CAAACCGACCUAAUCUUGUCAUCCUGGCCACAGACUGGAUCGUGUUAAUUAGCGUUUAAUUCGUAAUUAUACCCGGCUUUGAUUUGAUCCCCCAUUUGGGACGAAAAAUGAAUCCCUUCCAUCGACUAGCUCGCUUCUUUCGACGGCCGCCGUCUCUACGAAUCCCCCCAACCCCUAACAUUCCUAUCCUAGACCCCUCCACAAAGACUGAAGAGCAGCGAAUGCCCGCGUAUGAACGAGGCCUAUUCUACCCAGUCAAAUACGGAGAGGUGUUUCAUUCCAAGUACCAGGUUCUCAGUAAGUUGGGGUUUGGUACUAAUUCUACGGUGUGGCUUUGUCGGGUUCUUUAUGGUCAUCGCUAUAUCGCACUGAAAGUAUACAUCCGCGGGCCGGAGGCGAAUCAGGAAGUCCGCAUCCUGAGGCAUCUUGCGGCUGUGAAGACAGAUCAUCCUGGUAGAGAUUUAGUUCGUACCAUGAUUGACGAGUUUCAGGUCCCAGGGCCGGGAGGUAGUCAUCAGUGUAUUGUGUAUGAGCCGCUUUUGACCAGUCUUUUGCAUUUGCAAGCGACGUUGAAUCCGAAGAGCCUUCCCGAGGAUCUAUUAAAGGGGGCACUACAGCAAUUGUUACUUGCUCUGGACUUUUUGCACUCCGAGGCACGGGUCAUACAUACUGAUAUCCAGGCCAAGAAUAUCAUUAUCGGCUCAAAGGAUGAUGGAAUUUUCCGUGAGUGGGAUGAGACUGAGCAACGUGAACCUAGUCCGCGAAAGAUAGAUGGGAGUUAUACCGUCUAUAAGAGUCGCUUGUUUCAGCGGAAUAAAGGAUGGAGUGGCUUUGGGAUGCCACUUCUCUCGGACUUUGGCGAGGCCAGGUUAGGCGAUGAUGCACAUGAGGGGCUGGUUCAGCCGGAUCUUUAUCGCGCACCCGAGGUGGUUCUUGGAAUGAGAUGGACGGAAAAGGUUGAUAUCUGGAAUGUUGGAGUCCUGAUUUGGGAUUUGUUCGAGGACCAUCAUUUGUUUGAUAGCAGAGGGCCCGAUGGGCUUCACUCAGAUGCACAUCUUCUCGCUGACAUGGUAGCCGUGUUGGGUCCGCCGCCGGUUAAUUUUCUUCGCAAGUCACCUCAGAGUCAGAUGUAUUGGGACUCGUUAGGACAAUGGAAGUCAGCAGUCCAGAUACCCGAAAAUUCGUUAGAGGACUCGGAGGAGUACCUCGAAGGAGAAAACAAGGAGAUGUUUCUGGUGUUCGUGAGAAAGAUGUUGUGUUGGAAUCCAGAGGAGAGGCAGAGCGCUCGAGAACUUUUGACUGAUCCUUGGUUAACGAGCCCGUAGGGUUAUUCCUUGUCGGUAGUCUGGAGCGAUGACGUAGUCGCUGGGUCUGCCGAUAGAGAAACACAGUCUCGUCUAGGGUGAGGCCUCUGUGCUUGACUUGGCUAUG
Aspergillus ibericus CBS 121593 is the source of this 1431-nucleotide messenger RNA. RefSeq names its product putative protein kinase. The record is from RefSeq and is a predicted model, not a curated record. The coding region runs from base 108 to 1325 and encodes 405 amino acids. The transcript is spliced from 5 exons. NCBI's taxonomy places the organism in Eukaryota, Fungi, Ascomycota, Eurotiomycetes, Eurotiales, Aspergillaceae. Gene Ontology annotation, molecular function: ATP binding; protein kinase activity. Gene Ontology annotation, biological process: protein phosphorylation; spliceosomal complex assembly; regulation of mRNA processing.